ACCCAUCAGCCCAUGACAUUCUAAAAGUCAUGUCCCUUGAGUCAGACUUGUUCAGGGAUGUGGCCAUAGUCUUCUCCCAAGAAGAAUGGGAACAGCUUGCACCCACUCAGAGGGAUUUGUACAGAGACGUGAUGUUGGAGACCUAUAGCAACCUGGUCUCACUGGGUCUUGCCAUCGCCAAACCUGAUGUGAUCUCCUUCCUGGAGCAAGGCAAAGAGCCCUGGGUGGUAGAGAAAAUGUCCAGAGGAGGCCUGUGUCCAGUGCUGGAGUCCAGGUAUGAUACCAAGGUAUCCUCUCCAGAGCAGCAUAUUUAUGAAAUACAGUCGCCACAGUGGGAGAUAAUGGAAAGCCUCACAAGUUACGGUCUUGAGUGCUCAAGGUUCCAAGAUGACUGGGAAUAUAGAAGCCAGUUGGACAAACAACAGGGAAAUCCAGAUGGACAUUUGAGUCAAAUGAUAAUCAAUCAUGAAGAAAUAGCCACUUUAAACCAACAAGGAUCAUUUCCUUUUUAUCAGAAAACUCAUCGUGGAGAAAAACCCUAUGAAUAUAACGAAUGUAGAAAAGACUUCUGGCAGGAGGACUUCCUUAUUAAUCAUCAAGGAAUUCAUGCUAAUGAGAAACCCUAUAAAUGUAAGGAAUGUGGCAAGGCCUUUAAGUAUGGCUCACGACUAAUUCAACAUGAGAAUAUUCAUUCUGGCAAGAAACCCUAUGAAUGUAACGAAUGUGGAAAGGCCUUCAAUUCUGGUUCAAAUUUCAUACAACAUCAGAGGGUUCAUACUGGUGAGAAACCUUAUGAAUGUAAGGAUUGUGCAAAGGCCUUUAGUCGAAGUUCACAGCUGAUUGAACAUCAACGAAUUCAUACUGCUGAGAAACCCUAUCAAUGUAAGGAAUGUGGCAAGGCCUUCAAUAGGAUCUCACAUCUUAAAGUACAUUAUAGAAUUCAUACUGGUGAAAAACCCUAUGCAUGCAAGGAAUGUGGGAAGACCUUUAGUCAUCGGUCUCAGUUGAUUCAACAUCAGACUAUUCAUACGGGCAAGAAACUCUAUGAAUGUAAGGAAUGUGGGAAGGCCUUUAAUCAAGGCUCAACUCUUAUUAGACAUCAGAGAAUCCAUACUGGUGAGAAACCCUAUGAAUGCAAGGCAUGUGGGAAGGCCUUUAGGGUGAGCUCACAACUUAAGCAACAUCAGAGAAUUCACACUGGAGAGAAACCCUACCAAUGUAGGGUUUGCGGUAGGGCUUUCAAACGGGUCUCACAUCUUACUGUACAUUAUAGAAUUCAUACAGGUGAGAAACCAUAUGAAUGUAAGGAAUGUCGAAAGGCCUUCAGUCAUUGCUCACAACUGAUUCAGCAUCAGAAAAUUCAUACUGGUGAAAAGCCCUAUGUAUGUAAGGAAUGUGGGAAAGCCUUUAGUCAGUGUUCACAACUUACUCAACGUCAGAGAAUCCACACAGGAGAGAGACCCUAUAAAUGUGAUGAAUGUUGUAAAACUUUCAAUCAGAGGGCACAUCUUAACCAGCAUGAGAGAAUUCACACAGGUGAGAGACCGUAUGAAUGUAAGGAAUGUAGGAAAACCUUCAGCCAGAUGACUCCUCAGCAUCACAGUACAUAUACUCGAGAAAAGUCCCAUGAGUGCAGCAAAUGUGGAAAGGCCUUUAACCGUUCCUCAGCUCUGAUGGCUCACCGGAGAAUUCAUAGUGGGGAAAAACCCUACAAAUAUAAGGACUGUGGCAGGGCCUUCACUCAAAGUGCACAGCUCAUUAGACAUCAGGAAAUUCACUCCAGAGAAACCUACAAAUGUAGUAAGUGUAAGAAGUCCUUCAUACGUCUCUCUUCCCUGAUUGAGCAUCAGACAGUUCACACUGGAGGAAAACCGUAUCAGUGUACGGACUGCAAAAAGACCUUUUGCCGAAUCAUGCAACUUACCCUACACAGGAGAAUUCACCCUGGGGAGAAACCCUAUGAAUGUAAGGAAUGUGGAAGAGCCUUUACCUGUACAUCCCAUUUCGUCAUUCAGAGGAGGAGUCAUAGAGGGGAAAGACCUUACGAACGUCACAUGUGCGGGAAAACUAGUAACCACUCUUCACUUGUCACGCACGAUAGGACACAUAGUGGAGUGAAGCCCUCUGAUUGCCCUGAAUGUGGGCCGUCCUUUAGAUGCAGAUCACAGCUUACUCGACAUCAGCGAAUUCAUAUCAAGGAAUAUUAACGAAAGCUAACUGGACUUGGAAAUGUGAAUAUUCUAGUUAUUUAACAAUCAGUCAAGAUCUUGGUAACAAGUAGCAUAAAUGAUGCUGAUUCUCUUAAAAAGCAGUUUAUUCAAUGUCUCAAGUUCUCAUUGUAUGGAUGGAAUAGCAAUGAACCCACUUCUGAAAAUGGAGAGGAACAAAGGAAAUCUGAUUGAAGAGCAGAAAGUGAAACCACUACCCCAUGGCCUGGGCAGCUCUGGCCUCCUGCUCCCCCACAAAGGCCGGCACCGUGCCAUCAGGAAAGAGCAGUAGUUCUCUACAAAUGCUUGUGUCCUGACUCCCAAAGAGUAGGCAGGGAGAUCAUUUCUUGGCUUUUGCUUCUAUCCUAACAAGAAAGACACUGUAUUACCUUCAGAUGAAGUGGGGAGGUCCCCUCAAAUGGGAGAACGUUAGACAUCACCCAACAUGAAAGAACAAGCAGCUACUGCUUGAGGCUUUGCAUCCUAAAAAUGGCUUCCAAAUAUGGUUCCAAAUGUACGUUCGGAUUACCUGACCAUGGUGUCACCUGAAUUUUCUCCCACACU
This is a messenger RNA of Callorhinus ursinus (northern fur seal), 2771 nucleotides long. NCBI's taxonomy places the organism in Eukaryota, Metazoa, Chordata, Mammalia, Carnivora, Otariidae. The record is from RefSeq and is a predicted model, not a curated record.